AUGUUGAAGGCUGAGAAAAAAUUAAUAAAUAAAUAUAUUGCUGAGAGGUAUAGUUUGCUAACGUGCGCGGUGGUGCGCACAAAACCCUCCUUAUCUAUCUAUCCCACUCUCACCUGGCACAUUGUUCCACACCAGAGCUCAAGCCCAAUGGCGUCCUCUUCUCUCACCUCCACGCUCACCCACUCAAAUUCCCCAUUGUGCCCCUACCCCCUUCCCCAAUUCCCAUCUCGACCCACCACUCCUUUCGCUUCCAAACCGAAACCUUUGAUUCACGGAACCAGAAGAAGCGACCUCGGACUGUGUGUCAAGGCUCAAACCUUGGACUUCUCGGGCUCAUUCUUCGAGGGCGGGUUCGGGUCGGAGGACGACCCGCCGUACCCUCCCGUGCCGGGCGCGACGGCCGUGGAGGAAAAGGAGGCGCCCGAGUGCCCGCCGGGGCUUCGACAGUACGAGACCAUGGCGGUUCUCAGACCCGACAUGUCCGAGGAUGAACGACUCACUCUUACCCAGAAGUACGAGGAGUUGCUUGUUGCUGGGGGUGGCAUGUAUGUGGAGGUAUUCAACAGAGGGGUCAUUCCGUUGGCCUAUGGCAUCCAGAAGAAAAACAAAGCUGGGGAAUCUAACACAUACUUGGAUGGUAUCUAUCUUCUCUUCACCUACUUCACAAAACCCGAGUCCAUUGCGAUUCUUGAGCAGACGCUCAAUACAGACGACGAUGUUAUCCGAUCAAUGAGUUUCAAAAUAAGGAAGAGGAAGUAUUAGUUUAUUUUGAAUCGAUUGUUUUGGCUUUGAGAGGAAGACCAUUAGGAAACAAAAGCUUGUAUGCAGGGUGUAAUCUCAUAUGCUAUGAAUCUUACUUUCUGUCCCUACUUAUUGGGAUUUUUCAUUUUUGUAAUAUAGUUGGAUUGAUGGCAAUAGAAAAUCGAUGCAGUUGCUAGAA
Alnus glutinosa is the source of this 940-nucleotide messenger RNA. Its product is annotated as small ribosomal subunit protein bS6c. Bases 1 to 762 code for a protein of 253 amino acids. The record is from RefSeq and is a predicted model, not a curated record. Gene Ontology annotation, cellular component: ribosome. Gene Ontology annotation, molecular function: small ribosomal subunit rRNA binding; structural constituent of ribosome. NCBI's taxonomy places the organism in Eukaryota, Viridiplantae, Streptophyta, Magnoliopsida, Fagales, Betulaceae. The transcript has 2 exons. Gene Ontology annotation, biological process: translation.